Molecule: messenger RNA, 2617 nt
Organism: Sesamum indicum (sesame)
Lineage: Eukaryota; Viridiplantae; Streptophyta; Magnoliopsida; Lamiales; Pedaliaceae
Product: putative inactive receptor kinase At4g23740
Biological process (GO): protein phosphorylation
Molecular function (GO): ATP binding; protein kinase activity; protein binding
Source: RefSeq, a predicted model, not a curated record
UUUUGUUUCCCCAAGCAAAGUGCUCAGUCCUCAAGAGAAAGCUUGUACAGUAGCUGUAGCCUCUUGAGUUCUUGUUUCCCGUGAGAAGGAAUUCCUACUUCCAUGGUUACUGCUGCUGCUGCUCAGCCCAAAAUCCAAAGGGUAGAGAACAAAAAGAAAAACCUUCUGCUUCUCCUUCUGACCUCACCUUAAAAAUAACACCUUUUUGACCCGAAUCCCCCCAUUUCAAACCCUGCUACCUCCAUUUUUAAAGCCCAUUUCCAGACUCUCACUCCACUUUUUCCAGACACCAGUCUUGGAGUUUGCUGCUUUUUCCUCAAUUCUUUCUUCUUUUUCACCUUCACACAUGUAUAUAUUCCUCGCCCAGCUUUUGUUCCAGCCCCUUAUAUCAACUCAAGGCCAAAAUAUGUGUUCUUUAUUUUGAAACACUAGUUGAAAAUUUUGGAGCCAAGUGAGGAAAAAAAAGAUCAUUCAUUCUUGAAAUGGAGAAGCUCCAAGUUUUUGCUUUGUGUUUCUUGGUGGGAAGUUUGUAUUUGUUGUCAGUAGUCCAGGGGAGUGUUGCUGCAACUCUUCUUGAAAGUGACAAGCAAGCAUUGCUAGAUUUUGCUAGCAAGUUUGCUCAUUUGCGCCCUUUGAAUUGGAAUGAGCAGUAUCCAGUGUGCAAGAAUUGGACUGGAGUGACGUGUAGUGAAGAUGGCAACAGAGUAAUUUCAGUGAGGCUACCGGGGAUUGGGUUUCAUGGGCCAAUCCCAGAGAAUACAUUGAGCCGCUUAUCAGCGUUGCAGAUCUUGAGCCUCAGAUCCAAUGGGAUUACUGGGACUUUCCCUCUUGAUUUUGGUAACCUAAAAAAUUUAACCUUUCUUUAUCUUCAGCACAACAAUUUCUCAGGUCCCUUGCCUGCGAACUUCUCUGUUUGGAGGAACCUGACUAUUGUUAACUUGUCCAAUAAUGGGUUUAAUGGCAGCAUUCCUCGUUCGUUGUCGAGUUUAAAUCAGCUUAUUGCUUUGAAUCUUGCUAACAACUCUUUUUCUGGUGAGCUACCUGAUUUGAAUUUGCCUAAUUUACAGUUGCUCAACUUAUCACACAACAAUCUUGUUGGCAGUGUGCCUAAAUCACUGCAGAGGUUCCCAAAGUCUGUGUUCUUGGGCAAUAGUGAAUCUUUGUUGGAUUAUACAGUUACUAGUUCUCCUAUUGUUUUGGCUCCUCAUGAGCACAAUCCAAGAGCUAAAACUGUUGGAAAACUAAGUGAAAGGGCUUUGCUUGGAAUUGUAAUAGCUGGUUCUGUUAUUGUGCUUCUUGGUUUUGGUUUUCUGUUGCUUGUUUGCAUACUUAGAAGAAAGACGGUGGAUGGCUUUGCUGGGAAAUUGGAAAAAGGGGACAUGUCCCCGGAGAAAGCUAUUUCCCGUAGCCAAGAUGCGAGUAAUAAGUUGGUUUUCUUUGAGGGGUGUAACUAUGCAUUUGAUUUGGAGGAUUUGUUGAGGGCUUCUGCUGAAGUAUUGGGGAAGGGCACGUUUGGGACGGCGUAUAAGGCAAUACUAGAGGAUGCUACAAUGGUGGUGGUGAAAAGGUUGAAGGACGUGAACGUUGGAAAGAGGGAGUUUGAGCAACAAAUGGAUGUAAUUGGAAGCAUCAAACAUGAAAAUGUGAUUGAGCUAAGGGCUUACUAUUACUCCAAGGAUGAGAAGCUUAUGGUUUACGAUUAUUACAGCCAAGGGAGUGUAGCUUCAAUGUUACACGGAAAACGAGGAGACAGUAGAACUCCUCUAGAUUGGGAAACGCGAGUUAAUAUAGCAAUCGGUGCAGCAAGGGGCAUAGCUCGUAUCCACAUGGAAAAUGGUGGGAAGUUAGUUCAUGGAAACGUCAAAUCAUCCAACAUAUUCCUAAACUCUCGACAAUUUGGAUGUGUAUCUGAUCUUGGCCUGUCGACAAUUAUGAGCUCAUUGGCUCCGCCAAUAGCUCGUGCUGCUGGCUAUCGUGCACCAGAGGUGACUGAUACACGCAAAGCAACGCAGCCUUCUGACGUGUACAGCUUUGGUGUGAUAUUACUCGAGCUGCUCACCGGUAAAUCCCCUGUCCACACCACGAACGGCGACGAGAUCGUCCAUCUGGUCCGAUGGGUCCAUUCAGUCGUUAGAGAAGAGUGGACUGCAGAAGUUUUUGAUGUCGAGCUACUGAGGUACCCCGACAUAGAGGAAGAAUUGGUUGAGAUGUUACAGAUAGCAAUGGCGUGUGUGGUAAGAAUGUCGGACCAGAGACCUAAAAUGUCGGAAGUAGUAAAAAUGAUCGAGAAUGUCCGAUUGGCAGAGACAAAUCGCACGUCCUCCGAAGUCAAGUCUGAGAACUCGACACCAAUGCCUCUGUCGUCGCCCGGUCAUUGAGAAGUUUCCAGUUCUCAGUACUAGAGUACUGAAUCACUCACUUGUUGCUAGCCUAUGUUUCAUGUCUGAUUUGAGGACUUUCUAGUUCACUACCUUGGUGGACAAAAGGUACUAACAAAGUAUUUCAACCUGAUCCCAGGUUGAUAUGUCCCUGCAGACAUUUUUGUGAUGUUACAUGCAUUUAAUCUGUAUGUAUGUGGAGCAAACAGAUUGUUGUAAUAUUGUUGAUCUUGUUAUUA